This is a messenger RNA of Physella acuta, 545 nucleotides long. RefSeq names its product low-density lipoprotein receptor-related protein 8. Gene Ontology annotation, cellular component: apical plasma membrane; plasma membrane; signaling receptor complex. Gene Ontology annotation, molecular function: hormone binding; protein binding. Gene Ontology annotation, biological process: receptor-mediated endocytosis. Lineage: Eukaryota; Metazoa; Mollusca; Gastropoda; Physidae. The record is from RefSeq and is a predicted model, not a curated record.
AGAGAUCAAAUUUGACGUCCAUUUCACAGUUCUUACGCUGACAGAUACAGAGUCACUAAAAACAUCAUAGUCAAGAAUGUCCGUGAAACUGUUAACCAUCACCCUGUUGGUCUUUGUGGUGUGUGUACAUGCUGGCAAAAAAAGUAUUGUCAAACGGGCCUGCCCAGCCAAUACGUUCACAUGUAGAGACAACAGUGGAUGUACUCUUAGCGUAUAUGUUUGCGAUACUGAGAGAGAUUGUCCAGAUGGUUCUGAUGAAUUUGGUUGCCCGACUGACUGUAGCCACCCCCACCAGUUCAAAUGUUCCAAUGGCAAGUGUAUCCCACAUAUCUACGUGUGCGAUGGCGACAAUGAUUGUGGCGACCAAAGCGAUGAACGUUGUCCCUCAGGUUAACUAUCGAAGGUCAUUACCUAUUGUUGGGCAUAGCGAGACUGCAAUUAUGUACAUGCUGAUCUUAUCAGUAUGACCCAGGAAUAUUUUUUGUUGUUGUUUUUUUUUCUUCUCCUGUUUAACAGUUACUAUCUGUUAAUAAAAAAAAAUGUUU